Molecule: messenger RNA, 6785 nt
Organism: Hypanus sabinus (Atlantic stingray)
Lineage: Eukaryota; Metazoa; Chordata; Chondrichthyes; Myliobatiformes; Dasyatidae
Product: zinc finger protein 234-like
Exons: 3
Coding region: 1006-2190 (394 amino acids)
Biological process (GO): regulation of transcription by RNA polymerase II
Molecular function (GO): DNA-binding transcription factor activity, RNA polymerase II-specific; RNA polymerase II cis-regulatory region sequence-specific DNA binding
Source: RefSeq, a predicted model, not a curated record
GGGCGGGACGCUGUUUGGACCGGGACCGAGUGGGCCGGAGACCGGCAGCUGCGCCUCGGGUUUCGGCUGCACCACCGGCGGGUCGUGAAUCCUUUCGAAGGCAGAGCUGAAGCGACCGGCGGAGAUUCCGUGAGAUGUUUCAGCUGCACGGAGGCGCCCGGCCUUUCCCCGCCGGGGAUCGGGGCCUGUUGUCUGGAGUUGUCUCCCAGACCCGUCCCUUCCUGCUGGGAGACGGGAGCUGCCCCGCAGCGGCUGCCGGUGGAUCUCCGGAGCUCUCACCGCUCCCCUGUGCAAUCCGAACGGCUGAAAACCAAGGGAGAACAAGGGGCAAAGAACGUAUGGACCGAGCAUUUGUCUGAAAGUUAAAUGUUUAAACAUCAUGAAAACAGCACGGCAUCAACAAAACACCAGCUGUGCAGCAGCAAAGGCUCUCUGUGUGGGAACAUUUCAGUCACUGCGCAGCUCGGAAUAAUAUGGGACAGAGAAUAAUACUAAUGGAAGGAAUCAGCGUGAGCUAAGUCACAGAUUGAAAUUCCCAUUCUCACACAGACAGGAAAUCUGUUGGGGAAUUAGAUGGACAGACCAGUUGCCUGCGUCAUGAGCAGUUGGAAGGUUAGAAAUGACAAAAAUUGUGUGCGGGAAUUUUAAACAGAACAACAUGUCAGUUUGCUGUCUCUGCCCAGAUAUUUAAGGAGUUACUAGAUAUUUAACAAUGUAUCACUGUUGAUCCUUGGAGAUGAAGAAUUUUGUCAUCACAGCUGGAAAAGUGCUUUGUGUCUGAAAUGAAGUUUUCUGUUGUAACUCACUGAAAUCCACUGGAACCGGGGAACUGAGAACACACCAGCAUUUGUUCACUGGAGAUCAGUUCUUCAACUACAUUGAUUGUGCAAGGGGUUUACUACAUCUGAUAUUUGACUUAUGAAUUGACAAAGAACUGUGGGAAGGGAUUCACUCUUCACUCACUCAUCUCACCUGCAUGCACAACAGCGAGUUCACACUGAUAAGAUGUCGUUCACCUGCGCUGAUUGUGGGAAGGGAUUCACUCGGUCAUCCUGCCUACUGACACACCAGCGAGUUCACACUGGUGAGAAGCCGUUCACCUGCUCAGACUGUGGGAAGGGAUUCACUCAGUCAUCGCAACUGCGGAGACACCAGUCACUUCACACUGGGGAGAAGCCAUUCGCCUGCUCAGACUGUGGGAAGGGAUUCACUUGGUCAUCUGAACUGAAGAUACAUCAGCGAACUCACACUGGGGAGAGGCCAUUCACCUGUUCAGACUGUGGGAAAGGGUUUAUUCGGUCAUCUCAACUGAAGGUACAUCAGCGAACUCACACUGGGGAGAGACCGUUCACCUGCUCAGUCUGUGGGAAAGGAUUCACUCAGUCUUCUGUACUGAAGGAACAUCAGCGAAUUCACACCACAGAGAGGCCAUUCACCUGCUCAGACUGUGGGAAAGGAUUCACUCAUUCAUCUGUACUGAAGGUGCAUCAGAGAAUUCACACUGGGGAGAGGCCGUUCACCUGCUCAGACUGUGGGAAGAAAUUCACUGACUCAUCCAGGCUACAGGCUCACCAGCGAGUUCAUACUGGAGAGAGGCCGUUCACCUGUUCAGACUGUGGGAAGGCAUUUACUCGGUCAUCUCAAGUGAUGGUACAUCAGCGGAUUCACACUGGGGAGAGGCCAUUUUCCUGCUCUGAAUGUGGGAAGAGAUUUAUUCAUUUAUCUGACCUGCAGGUGCACCAGCGAGUCCACACUGGAGAGAGGCCGUUCACCUGCUCAGACUGUGGGAAGGCAUUUACUCGGUCAGUUGAACUGAAGACACAUCAGCGAAUUCACACUGGGGAGAGGCUGUUCAUCUGCUCAGACUGUGGGAAAGGGUUUAUUCGGUCAUAUCAACUGAAGGUGCAUCAACGAGUCCACACUGGGGAGAGACCGUUCACCUGCUCAGACUGUGGAAGGGGAUUUAUUCAGUCAUCUCAACUGAUGAUACAUCAGCGUAUUCACACUGGGGAGAGACCGUACGCCUGUUCUGAUUGUGGAAAGAGAUUCAGUCAGUCAUCCGACUUACAGACACACCGACGAGUCCACACUGGAGAAAGGCCAUUUUCCUGCUCCCAAUGUGGGAAGAGAUUCUCUCAGUCAUCCCACCUUGUGACGCACUACCGAGUUCACACUGGGGAAACUGUUUAAACAGGCGACAGGCUACAGGCUGGAUAUUUCACCAUCACAGUUGCUGAAUCAAGUUCAAAAGUGACUGUUGGUGCCGAACUCGGCAAUUACUGCUGCUGUUUAACAAACCCAGUUCUGCACUCUGGUCACUGGGCGUGGGAGGUAAUCCUCGGCUAAUGUUCACGUUUAAUGGGACUGGAGUUUAAUGGUUUGGAUCUGUGACGCAGAAAUCAGUUCUAAUUUAAAUCCUGUCCACACCUACAGAAUCUCCUUUCUCUCCCCAGAAUAUCAUCUCUUAUAACUGCCACAAGGCCAAAAUUUACACUUCCCUAUUAAGCUUCAGAGUGGGCAGUGCUGCCGGCCUUUCUGUUGCUUCCAUGCCCCAAUGGAUCAACUCCCCACCCACCGAGCAGUAUCCAACAAGGUGUUCUGCUGAGGAGAAUGCCCACAGGACAGCCCUGCACUGUCUUCCUAAUGACCCUUACCUCUGCUGGUGGUCACGCUUCUCCUGUCCGAAGCUUGUACUCUGGGUGUGGCCAUCUCUUCAGAUGUUUCAUUGAUAGUAUCUUCAGGCUCCCGAAUGAUCCUGAGUACAUCCAACUCCCUGAACCAGUCAGUCCGGCGCUGUGAUUGGGUGCACUUCCUGCAAAUAGUCAUCGGAAAACUGUCCGAUGUCCAGAGUUCCCACAUCUGACUGGAGGAGCAUCCCAUCCUGACUGCUCUGCACCAAAAUACACCACUGUCUGAAUGAAUUAACAUAUGCAAGAAAACAUCGAACGUGAAUGGGUCAAUGACAGUGGAAGUAGAGUGAUCAAUUGUCUGUGUUUUUGCCAUGAGGUCGAAGGAAUAGAGGCUGCCAUUUUGUGAAGCUGCUCUUUAACCCCCAUUUUGUGAACUGAUUGCUGUGGGAUAACCUGAUCAGAUCAACUUUACACAAGAAGUUACUGGUAUUCCCAUUGUAAGCCUGAAAUCACUCUCACAUAAUCUGUGCAUUAUGUACACUAUCAGGUUUGCAGAAGUAAUCUCGUUAUCUCUGAACCUGAAGUCACUCUGAGAUAAGGUGUGUAUUACGUACAGUGGCAGUUCUGCAGAAGGAAUCUCGAUAUUUCUGCUGAGAGUCUGAGCGACACAGUUUGUCUGUUUGGAACCAUAGUGGAGGAGAACAAAAGAAAUUACCUUUGGCAUGAAGUUGUGUAAAUCUGUUAGUCAGCAGCCUGAUGGACUUCAGCCAACAAGAAUGAGAUGCGUCCUCUGAACUGAUAAGAGUUGUUUCAAAUGUUUCAAAUUAGGCUUGUUUCAAAACAAGUAAAGAGUUUCAAAUGCAAAGGUGUGAUAACUCUUGAGACGAACUAUCACAAGGAAGAUCCCCCAAGGAAGGGGCUGGAGAAGAAAUGAUGGAUCAUUUGGAUGCAGUGGGAUCCCCUGUUCCAGUGUUGUGAAUUUGAGAAGUGGUCAGGGUGUGUAUUAGUACAGAGGGAGCAGUGGAAUUCAUGUUUUAAGUUGUUAGCCUGGGGUCAACGUAGUUACUUUGUUGUUUGUGUAGGAAAAAUAAAAUGCGAGCUGUGAUUAAUUACGAUUUGCCUGGUGAGUUUCCGAACUGAUUCCAGUUGAUGAACGGUGAACAUAUUUUCGCGCCCUGGGUGCAAAGGAAAAGAAAGAAAAGUGGUCUGGGACCCUGGUGACGAGUUGAACCACACAGUAGGUUAGGAUAUUAAACUGUGAAAUGGAAAGGACAGGCAGAACCCAGGGAUUCAGAGGAUUUCAGAGAUUACUUUCAUCGUUAAUUAUUAAGGAAAUGGUCAAAUUAUGAGGCCUGCUUAGAAAAGUUUGACAGCCAAGGGUCCGGGACUGUGGAGGAAGAAUUGUGAAAAAUAGUUAGUGAAAAUAAAUUUAAAAAAUUACAAGGGAUUAAAAAUGUUGUAAUGUGAUGUUUGUUGGAUGAUCUAAUUGAAGUAAAGAGAGAAAAAACUGAAAUUGGCAGAGAAAUUGUGUAAGUAUAGGGAAGAGUUAGAAAUUCUGAGGGAGCAGGAUCAGGUGAAUUUGAUCCACAUGAGUCAGUUUCAGGCUCCGUGUGAAGCGUUAAGAAGAGAAAAUGAGAAAACUGAAGAGGAGUAUAAACAGGCGGAUACAGAAUUAGAGAAAUGAAAAGUCAGGGUCGGGAUUUACGGCUGUUACGAAUGUCAUGAAGAAAUCGGCAGCUGAGAAGAAAGGCUGCGCUGAUCGCAAGUGUUUAAACCAGAUGGAAAAUCUGCAAAGUGAACUCUCAGCUCGGAGAGGAGUGAUAUGUGCGAGGACUGACGAUGAUGGUGAUGCAGAUUGGGGUGAUUUAACGUACGAAGAGACGCUUGUAUCACACACCGGGUUGCUCUCUUCAGUCACCUGAUGAGGUAAUCGUAGCCUUUGUCCAGGGGCAGAUAUGGUCAGGUAGUGCCCAACUUUCACAGAGUGUUUCAACCCUUUACCCCUACACUGUACAGCUGGUGGAUCUGAAGUGAGGGCCAAGUCACUGCCCAUCUGUUCCUGACCUCCAGCUCAACCCCUCUCUCCAGCUCCAUACCCAGUCAGGGGCUCUUUCUGCUUCCUCCCCCAUCCUGACAGCUGCUUGCUUCGUGCUUUUUUCAUCAAGGCCCAGCACAGACAGCAACCUCCAUGAUGGCCGUGCCGGGAACCCUCUACAGUCGAUCUCCAUGAGGAACAGCCACGUCUGCCAUCCUUUGUCCCUGCACUCCGGGACUAACAGUCUCAAAGCCAGGAUUAUUGGGGAAGUGGCCCGCCUCCCAGCAGGUUUUUCCCAGAGUGGGUGGAAACUUCAACACCCAGUGCCCCAAUGGCGCCUGUAGUAAUGGAGGGACUGCAGGACACACCAGAGCCGGGGGUGUGGGGCGUGUAUGACACGGUAUUCUGUCCCUUUGACGUGGCCCAAUUGAGUGCUGGAGCUGUGAAUGGGAGAUGAUUCUCGGAAACUUUUCCAGUGCAUUCAGCAGACAGGAUAGCUCAUGGUUUAUAUGAAACGGAGGAGGGGAAGCUAACCCUUCUCUGUCUAACUUCAGCUUUCCCUUCAGCCCUGCCGGAGGAACAGGCACCCGCCCAGGGGACACGGGGUGAUUUACAGAAGACACCAUUAGAAGCUGCUAGACUAAUAGAGGUGACAGUGGAGGUUUUGCAUAACUGCAGACAGUGGAAAGGAAGGAACCUUCUAUAUUUGUGACGAGGUUGUGGCCGGUUUUCUCGAGUGUUUUGGGUCCUAAUUUGGAUACGCAGAAUUUGACUCCGUGACAGAGUAGGAACUGGCCGAGGAACUUGGUAUUGCACAGUACCGAGGAGAGCAGAAGGGUGUGUGAAAUGAUUGAUCCAUUCAAACCCCACACAUGCUGAAGCAUGGGCUCUCAGAAGGAUGAUGCGAAUGAGGGAAAGGGAGUGAGGGAGAAAGGUACUGAGGAGGAUAAGGGGAAACAGGGUUCUAAAACGACCCUAUAACAGAACAAAGUUUGCAGUGACAGAAUGAAGGGAGACGGGGGUGGAUGGCCGAUCAGGAUGAGCUCAACAACGCCACCUAAUGGCUGGGUAGUCAACGACGUGGUUGGAAUAUCGACGUUCCCACUGUUCUGAGUACUGGAUCCACAAAGAAAUGAUGCAAUUCUGGACACGAAGUUUAUUUUGGCAUUGAUUGCCCACAACCCAGGUGGGUUGGGACUUGUCAGCAUGUAACGAUGGCCUAUUGCCCCAAGAAGGUCAACUGUGUUACCUAUAAUAUAAUGCCCAUGGAGCUGAUGAUAAGCCACGACUUGAAUCCAGAGUUACCCAGGGGGUCUCCAAGUUACAUGUGCGUUCACCACAUGGUCGGAUGGUGCAGCUGGACCCCUUGUUGAAACUAAAGUAGGAAUCCGCCCCAUAAAAUUUCUUGCAGAUGAUAAUAAGGUAGAUGGCGUUGUGGAAAGCUUGUUUCAAAGUUUGCAGAAAGUUAGAAGAGUGGGCUGAACGAUGGCAGAUGGAGUUUAAUGCUGAUAAGUGUGAGGUCCUACAUUCUGGUAGGAAUAAUCCAAAUAGGACAUAAAUGAUAAAUGGCAGGACAUUGAGGAAUGCAGUAGAACCAAGGAAUAAUGGUGCAUAGUUCGCUGAAGGUGGAGUCUCAAGUGGAUAGGGUGGUGAAGAAAGCUUUUGGUAUGCUAGCCUUUAUAAAUCAGAGCAUUGAGUAAUGUUAAAAUUGUGCAAUGCAUUAGUAAGGCCGAAUUUGGAGUAUUGUGUACAGUUCUGCUCACCGAAUUAUAGGAAAGAUAUCAACAAAAUAGGCAGAGAACAGAGAAUAUUUACUAGAAUGUUACCUGGGUUUCAGCACCUAAUUUACACGGAAAGGUUGAACAAGUUACGUCUUUAUUCUUUGGAGCAUAAAGGUUUGAGUCGGGACUUGAUAGAGGUAUUUAAAAUUAUGAGGGGGAUAGAUAGAGGUGACGAGGAUAGGCUUUAUCCACUUAGAGUAGGGGAGAUUAAAACAAGAGGACAUGAUUUGAGAGUUAGAGGACAAAAAUUUAAGGGUAACACUAGGGGGUAUUUCUUUACUCAGAGAGUGGUAACUGUGUGGAAUGAGCUUCCUGUAGAAGUAGAAAUAGUAGUAUAUA